Molecule: messenger RNA, 2119 nt
Organism: Selaginella moellendorffii
Lineage: Eukaryota; Viridiplantae; Streptophyta; Lycopodiopsida; Selaginellales; Selaginellaceae
Product: auxin transporter-like protein 4
Exons: 8
Coding region: 496-1929 (477 amino acids)
Cellular component (GO): plasma membrane
Source: RefSeq, a predicted model, not a curated record
UCCGAGUUGAGCGAGAUGGAAAGAGACCUCGUCAUGGCGUUUCUCAUCUGCCUCGUCUUUGUCUUUUAUUCUCAGGGAAGAAGAAAAGAGAGAGAAGAGCUAUGGAGAGAGAUGGAGAAAACGGGGUUAUAGGCUAUAGCUAUCCUAUACUACGUCCAUAGAAAAUACAUUCUUUCACUCUUCCCAUCUAGCCGAUCGAUCCCUCUUUUCUCGUCCUCCCGAGAAGCAAUCGAUCGAGAUCAAACUAUAGCUCCUCAUCUGUCAUUCUCUCCUCGAGGAGCUCCAUCGCUCGGACCUCGCUCCUAUGCUCCUCUCAAUACCCCGGAAAGCCACAAAGAUGAGUUUUUGCUUUCCCUCUUCGCUCGAUCGAACAGCCCAAUAGAGCAUCCUCGCUCGACACCGAGGAUCACAAUGUGGGAAGGUCUCUUCUUUGCUCCUAGAGUACACUUGUUCUAGCUCGUAGAGAUUUGCAGCAGUCGUCAUAGAUUUCUAGACAUGGGUCUCCAAUCGCUGGUGGCUCUGGCGACGCACACCGGCGAGAACAAUAGCUACACCGAGGUGGAGAAGGACCGGCAAGAACAAGAUGGGCUUGUGGAUAACUCCAUGCGAGCUCUCGCCAAGAAGUUCCUCUGGCACGGUGGAUCCGUCUACGAUGCUUGGUUUAGCUGCGCCUCCAACCAGGUCGCACAGGUGCUUUUGACGCUGCCAUACUCUUUCUCGCAGCUGGGCAUUGUGUGGGGGGUCACCUUCCAAGUGUUUUACGGGCUUUUGGGCUCCUGGACUGCCUAUCUUAUCAGCUGCCUCUAUGUCGAGUAUCGGGCUCGCAAGGAAAAAGAGAAUGUCAACUUCAAGAACCAUGUCAUCCAGUGGUUCGAAGUUCUCGAUGGUCUCUUGGGACCAUACUGGAAGGCCGCUGGAUUCACUUUUAACUGUACAUUUCUUCUCUUUGGCUCGGUGAUUCAGCUCAUUGCGUGUGGAAGCAACAUAUACUACAUAAGCGAUAGAUUUGACAAGCGGACAUGGACGAUUAUCUUUGGAGCUUGUUGCAUGACAACGGUGUUGGUUCCAUCGUUCCACAACUAUAGAAUUUGGUCCUUCCUGGGGCUUGGAAUGACAACUUACACGGCUUGGUACAUGACAAUCACUGCUCUCGUCCAUGGCAAGGACCCAGGUGUAAAGCAUUCGGCCCCAAAUAAUCUCGUCCAAUAUUUCACUGGAGCCACCAACAUCUUGUACACCUUUGGUGGUCAUGCCGUCACUGUAGAAAUCAUGCAUGCUAUGUGGAAGCCUUCAAAGUUUAAGUCAGUUUACCUCUUCUCAACCUUGUAUGUGCUCACCUUGACAAUACCAUCUGCUACAGCCGUGUAUUGGGCUUUUGGCGACGAGCUUCUCCACAAUGGCAACGCUCUAGCAUUGCUUCCAAAGAACGUCUUCCGAGACCUCGCCGUGGUUCUCAUGCUACUCCACCAGUUUAUUACGUUUGGAUUCGCUUGCACGCCCUUGUACUUCGUGUGGGAGAAGAUAAUUGGCGUUCAUAGAAGUCCAAGGUUCCUACUUCGAGCAGCUGCCCGGAUCCCUGUCGUGAUCCCGAUAUGGUUCAUGGCAGUCAUAUUCCCAUUCUUCGGGCCUAUAAACUCCGCCGUGGGCUCUCUACUCGUCACCUUCACAGUCUACAUCAUUCCUUGCCUCGCACAUAUGCUCACUUUCAGGACUGCCUUUGCACGAGAGAAUGCCGUGGAGAAGCCUCCUUUUAUAAUGCCGAGCUGGGCGGCAGUCUACGUUUUCAACUUUUUCGUGGUGGUGUGGGUGUUCGUUGUGGGCGUCGGUUUUGGGGGCUGGGCCAGCACCGUGAACUUCGUCCACCAGAUCAAAACUUUUGGAAUCUUUGCCAAGUGCUACCAGUGCCCCAACAACAGUCAUCGCCACUGAUCAUUCAUAAGAUCUCUUGUCAAGCAAAACAUCCACGACAAUGAAGUGUACAAACUGGGAAAAAAGAGGGAUUUUUACAAGAUGGUUGGUGAUCGCAUUAUAUACUUUUUUUUUAUAAAAAAUGGUUCUAGAGCGUGGAACCUCAGUGGUGAUUACCAUGGAUUCUAAGAUAUCCUCGAGAGACUUUGCA